Lolium rigidum is the source of this 642-nucleotide messenger RNA. Its product is annotated as putative HVA22-like protein g. The transcript has 6 exons. The record is from RefSeq and is a predicted model, not a curated record. Bases 1 to 642 code for a protein of 213 amino acids. Lineage: Eukaryota; Viridiplantae; Streptophyta; Magnoliopsida; Poales; Poaceae.
AUGCUGGGGGAGCUCCUCUCCAGGAUCCUGCUGCUGCUGUUCGGGUACGCCAUGCCGGCGUUCGAGUGCUUCAAGACGGUGGAGGCGCGCCCCAACGACGCCCACAUGCUCCGCUUCUGGUGCCAAUACUGGAUCAUAGUGGCAAUGGUGAUAGCCGUCGAGAGCUUCAUCUCAUGGAUGCCAAUGUAUGGAGAAAUCAAGCUUGCUUUCUUUGUUUACUUGUGGUACCCCAAGACAAAGGGAAGCGACAUUGUGUAUGACACCUUCCUCCGGCCUAUGGUGAUGCAGUACGAGCCAAACAUCGAGCAAAGGUUGCUGCAUCUGAGAGCUAGAUCCGGGCACCUGCUCUCGUUCUACAUGAAGAACUUCGCUGACAAAGGGACGACCUUCUUCAUGGAUGUUCUGCGAUAUGUCGUCUCUGACGAACCCCAAGCAUCAAUUUCAGAGAGGAACAAGAAGUCGUCCGGGAGUACAGGGUGGAGCCCCUUCGCCACCAAACGCCGGCCGCCGUCGCCUCCGCCACAGGAGUCCAUCUUCGGUGGUGGCCCCGUCGACCUCGACGCCGCAGCCGUGGCCCAAGUUAUACGGUCUUCGUUGGCCGGCGCCAAGCCGCCCCGGCGACAGUACAGUGGCAAGUAUUGA